This is a messenger RNA of Nyctereutes procyonoides (raccoon dog), 3504 nucleotides long. Its product is annotated as protocadherin beta-15-like. NCBI's taxonomy places the organism in Eukaryota, Metazoa, Chordata, Mammalia, Carnivora, Canidae. The record is from RefSeq and is a predicted model, not a curated record. Gene Ontology annotation, cellular component: plasma membrane. Gene Ontology annotation, molecular function: calcium ion binding. Gene Ontology annotation, biological process: homophilic cell-cell adhesion.
GCACUUCUAAGAGAAGAUAAUUCUUUACGGAGUUGCCUUGCGGCAGGGAUUGAUUCCCAGAGCGGACUGCCUAAAGACCAAACGGGCACUUGGAUUCUAAAGAUUUUUUCGCGUAGAAAUGGAGGCUGAAGAGGAGCGCUUUCCUAGACUAAGGCAAGUUCUUCUCUUUGUUUUGCUGGCUCAUAGUUGCGCAGAGCAGGAAGAUUAUCGUAUUGCAGAAGAAACAGAGAGUGGUUCUUUUGUGGCCAAUCUAGCAAAAGACAUAGGGCUAGGGGUAAAAGAGCUCUCUUGGCGGAGGGCUCGGAUCAUUUUUAACGAUGACAAAAAACAUUUUCAGCUGAACCUUCAGACUGGAGAUUUACAAAUAAAUGAGAAACUGGAUCGGGAGGAACUGUGUGGCUCCAUUGAGCCCUGUGUACUGCAAUUCCAAGUGUUACUGGAAGAACCUUUGGAGGUAUAUAGGUAUAAGCUUUUGGUCAGUGACAUAAAUGACAAUUCCCCUGUGUUCCCAGAAUCAGAAAUGAUUUUGAAAAUCAUGGAAAAUACUCUUCCAGGGACUGUGUUUCCCCUGAAAAACGCACAAGAUUUGGAUGUAGGCAUCAAUAAUAUUCAAAACUACACCAUUUAUCCCAACUCCCACUUCCACGUUCUUACGCGCAAUAGCGGUGAAGGCAGAAAAUAUCCGGAACUGGUUUUGGACAAAGCCCUAGAUCGAGAGGAGCAGCCUGAACUUAGGUUAACUCUCCUGGCAGUAGAUGGUGGAGUUCCUCCCAAAACUGGGACUGCCUUGGUCCUCAUUGAUGUCCUGGACAUCAAUGACAAUGCCCCUGAGUUUGUGCAGCCACUCUAUCGUGCCCAGAUCCUGGAAAACAGUCCCCUGGGAUCUCUUAUUGUAACUGUUUCAGCUAGAGAUUUAGACACAGGAACAAAUGGCAAAGUAUUUUAUUCAUUUUUUUAUGGCGAUGAAGAGAUUAGUAGGACAUUUGCACUUAAUGAACUCACAGGAGAAAUUAAAAUAAUUAGGGAACUAGAUUUUGAAAAAAUUAUGUCAUAUGAGCUGGAUAUUAAGGCCUCUGAUGGAGCAGGUCUUUCUGGCAAAUGCACUGUCAUAAUAGAGGUGGUGGAUAUAAAUGACAACACCCCAGAACUGACUAUGGCUUCACUUAUAAGCUCGAUCCCAGAAAAUUCCCCUGAGACCACCAUAGCUCUUUUCAGUAUUCAAGACCGAGACUCCGGGGAAAAUGGGAGGAUGUUUUGUUCCAUCCAGGAAGAUGUUCCGUUCACUCUAAAACCUUCCCUUGAGAAUUUCUACAAGCUAGUAACAGAAGGAGCGCUGGACAGAGAGAGCCAGGCGGAGUACAACAUCACCAUCACCGUCAGUGACUUGGGGACCCCCAGGCUGAAGACCCAGCACAACAUCACCGUGACGGUCUCCGACGUCAACGACAACGCCCCCGCCUUCAGCCAGACCACCUACACCCUGCGCGUCCGCGAGAACAACAGCCCCGCCCUGCACAUCGGCACCGUGAGCGCCACCGACAGGGACGCGGGCGCCAACGCCCAGGUCACCUACUCGCUGCUGCCGCCCCGGGACCCGCACCUGCCGCUCGCCUCGCUGGUGUCCAUCAACGCGGACAACGGGCAGCUGUUCGCGCUCAGGUCCCUGGAUUACGAGGCGCUGCAGGCCUUCGAGGUCCGCGUGGGCGCGGCCGACCGCGGCUCGCCCGCGCUGAGCAGCCAGGCGCUGGUGCGCGUGCUGGUGCUGGACGACAACGACAACGCGCCCUUCGUGCUGUACCCGCUGCAGAACGGCUCUGCGCCCUGCACCGAGCUGGUGCCGCGGGCGGCCGAGGCGGGCUACCUGGUGACCAAGGUGGUGGCGGUGGACGGCGACGCGGGCCAGAACGCCUGGCUGUCGUUCCAGCUGCUCAAGGCCACGGAGCCCGGGCUGUUCGGCGUGUGGGCGCACAACGGCGAGGUGCGCACGGCCCGGCUGCUGAGCGAGCGCGACGCGGUCAAGCACAGGCUGCUGGUGCUGGUCAAGGACAAUGGCGAGCCGCCGCUGUCGGCCAGCGUCACGCUGCACGUGCUGCUGGUGGACGGCUUCUCGCAGCCCUACCUGCCGCUGCCGGACGUGGCGGCGGCCGAGGCCCGGGCCGACCCGCUCACCGUCUACCUGGUCAUCGCCUUGGCGUCCGUGUCGUCGCUCUUCCUGUGCUCGGCGCUGGCGUUCGUGGCGGUGCGGCUGUGCAGGAGGAGCGGGGCGGCGUCGGGGGGUGGCUGCGCGGUGCCCGAGGGCCACUUUCCGGGCCACCUGGUGGACGUCAGCGGCGCGGGGACCCUGUCCCAGAGCUACCAGUACGAGUGUAUCAGAGAAGAAUCUGGGACCAGGGAAUUUAAGUUCUUGAAGUCUGUUGUCUUCACCUAACAGAGGUCUGUGAAUGACGUGGAGGAAAACCUAAAUUUUGUAAAUAGUUUGAUUCAAUUAGGAAUUUGGAUGAAGGUUAGUUCCUUCUAAUUUUGAUAGGUCCCCCUUACUGGUUUUGGUCCAUAUAGAAUUUACUCUUUACUCUUUUUAUCAUUUGUAUUUUGAUGGAGACACAAAAUUUUCAACUUUAUUGCAUUACUGAAAAGUGAACAUGUGUUGUAUUUGUCAACUUUUCAUUAUCAAGCACUGUUGAUUUGAAGAUGACCCCAGCCCCACCCUUUAUUUGAUUAUUAUAUGGAAACUCUAAAUCUUUGAUAUUGUGGUUAGGAAGCAUCAUAAUAUUAAUAAAAUGAAUAUUAGUAUAUAGCUUCUGUUUCAUCUGAUAUUAAGCCUGUCUUAAAUUAAGUGGAGAAAUGUCUGCAAAAAUUGCAUUUUUUUCACACUAGUAGUAAGUAGAAAGGCUAUAAUUCCUUCCAUAUGUAAAGGCUUUUCCUCUAGAAAGGCUAUAAUUUCUUCCAUAUGUAAGGGCUUUUCCUCUAUAUCAGCCUUCAGUAUAUCAAUCUAUGACUAUUAUCAAAAAAUUAUUACAUUAUUUCAAGAUUUUUAAAUGAUAGAUCCCUAUAAUGUCUUGUCUAGUGUACCCAUAAUUUUCAGGAACCUUCUCUCUUCAGUAGAUAUGUACUGUUGCAUCCAUGUUCAUUUUAUUUGAUUCAUUUUCCUCUGUUUUCAGACAGUCAUCCAAGGUGGUAUUGCUAAUCCAUGCUGAGCAAAAUCUCUUUUGUUUAAAAAAAUGGCUUUACUCGGUGUCCAUCAAAAGAUGAAUGGAUAAAGAAAAUGUGGUUUAUGUAUACAAUGGAAUAUUACUCAGCCAUUAGAAAUGACAAAUACCCACCAUUUGCUUCGAUGUGGAUGGAACUGGAGGGUAUUAUGCUGAGUGAAGUAAGUCAAUCGGAGAAGGACAAACAUUAUAUGGUCUCAUUCAUUUGGGGAAUAUAAAAGUGAAAGGGAAUAUAAGGGAAGGGAGAAGAAAUGUGUGGGAAAUAUCAGAAAGGGAGACAGAACAUAAAGACUCCUAA